AUGUUGACUUACCCACCACUUUCAGGGCUCUACGAAAAAUGGAGGCAUGAUCCCAUCGAGUACGGAGCUGCUGCUCUGUUACAAAACCUUGUCAUACUUUGCUUUAGAAUCGAAAACAAUUUCUGCCCAACAUUUGAGCAGCCUCCGGACGCAGGAGCGCGCAGGAACUUCCGAAUUGAUGUGCUCAUCUACGACUACAGCCCUUUGUACAGUUCACCUGGAUCGCUCAUUCCGCGAUUGUUGGUGGAGAUCAAAGGAGGAGGUGGUUCAUCACGAGAGGUUGAGGACCAAGCACUAGCGAAUGCUCGGGCGUCUAUCGCGCAGUAUAGCCUUCUCGGCCUCUUCGUACAGACAGUUAUCGGGAUUGAGCGUUCCUUGUGCUUCCGCUUUUGGUGGGUAGACCCAGUCAACUUAAGCCUCUUGCCUCUGGACAACGGCCCUCAAUCUGGGUCCCGCAAAGGACGCAGUGCAUACGUCGACCUGAAUACCGACAACGGAAAUUUGCUAGAGAGUUACUACGAUCAAGUCAAAAACGGUAUGCCGAUCCUACCCACGGCAGUAUCAGACCAGGACCAGCUGGACCCGCUGGCACAGAGUCAGCUCAACCAGUUCGCACAAGAUCUGGAUCAGUCGGCAAACGAUCUGCCAAACGAGACCUCUGACGCAAACUUCCAGGGCUAUGAAGAAGAUGAAAUGCUAGUUGACACGGAGCAAGGACAACUUUCGGAGCCGGAGCCUGAAGAAACGGACCCAGAAGCUGGAGCCGGUCCUUCUCAGGCCCAAGGGGCGAGUCAGAGUCGACGCACAACUUCUUCCAAUGCCCAUCGGAUUGAGAUCGUCUAUGAACCGCAUACUUUCAGUAGCGAUAAGUUCAUCUUCAAAAAGCAUAAGAAAGGCAGAUCUCACAUUACCGAGCUUAAGGACUGGGAUAAGCAACGCACUCGGGAUGGAGAAGUGUGGACCUGGAAAGCCGACAGAAAGUACUGGGGCUACAAGCCACGAAACAUGGAAAGACAUUGA
Messenger RNA from Colletotrichum tamarilloi, 1020 nucleotides. RefSeq lists its product as uncharacterized. The record is from RefSeq and is a predicted model, not a curated record. Lineage: Eukaryota; Fungi; Ascomycota; Sordariomycetes; Glomerellales; Glomerellaceae. Bases 1 to 1020 code for a protein of 339 amino acids. The transcript has a single exon.